Messenger RNA from Dentiscutata erythropus, 922 nucleotides. NCBI's taxonomy places the organism in Eukaryota, Fungi, Glomeromycota, Glomeromycetes, Diversisporales, Gigasporaceae. The record is from the annotation of a GenBank genome assembly.
AUGAGUGGAAUACUUAGUACUAUCACCGGUGUAUUAGAACGAUUGUUCGGAAAUCUCUUACCAAGCUGGGGAGACCCAAUGCCACCUGAGUUACCCGAACCCUCCGAGCUACCAGAACCAGAAGAAGGGUCGGAGGAGGGAGAAAGUGACUAUGAGACCGCUUUAGCUUACCAAAAUACUGAUACAAGAUGGUAUUCAGCUAUCCGAAGAUUUCUAUUCUGGAAAAAGCAGGAUUUGUAUAUUAAGUUCUAUGAUAGGUUUACACAAUGGAUUGGUUCCGAAAAUGACUUCUGUGAUUUAUCACGAGACUGGUUCAUAAUCAAAGCUAAUCUGAAUGAAACACUUCAAGAGGCUCAUAUUUGUUAUAAUGAUGAAGCCAAUGCAAUCUUUUGGCGAAGUGAUGGGCAGAUAGACUUAAGAAAAACUGGUACGUAUACAAUGGCAAGUUUGCGCUUCUUUCAAGAUGUAGCUAGAUAUCCUAGAAAAGCUGAAGACUUAUCACCAGAGGAAGACCAGUGGAUAAGAUCAGCAUAUAUAGGAGAUUUAACGUGGACCGAGCCAUAUGAAGGAAUUGCAACUGAGUUAGAUUUCAAUGAAUAUUACCCGCACAUCUUAGCUUAUGGGAGUACAUGCUGGCCAAUAGGUCCAGGAGAAUUUAAAACAUUUACACACAUUAGCGUUAAUCCUAUCAGCUUUAAUCUAAAAUACGAAAUUUAUCAUGUUUUUAUAGGAGGUCAGCCAGCAGGUCAAAAAUGUACAAGAACUUUUCGUUAUAAUCCUGCGGGAUAUUACACUCACCAUAACAUACAAAUGGCAAUAGAUCUAGGUCUUCACAUAGAAUUAUCCUCUGAAAGUCCUAAUGCUUUAAUAUUUGGGCCAAAUCAGCUUAUGCGCGGAGAUGAAAUUUUCUAUCAAUGGGCAA